Eremomyces bilateralis CBS 781.70 is the source of this 1875-nucleotide messenger RNA. Its product is annotated as DUF1769-domain-containing protein. The coding region runs from base 211 to 1875 and encodes 554 amino acids. NCBI's taxonomy places the organism in Eukaryota, Fungi, Ascomycota, Dothideomycetes, Eremomycetales, Eremomycetaceae. The record is from RefSeq and is a predicted model, not a curated record. The transcript is spliced from 3 exons.
CAAUGUUUGAACUUCCUAGUCGCGGCGAAUUCACCUAAAGUCUCUACUAUUUUUAUUUUGAGUUGAUCUUGCAAAUUCCUAGAUCUCGUUCAAGUCUCGUAUCCCUCGUUUUUCUUCCUCCCCAGCCCCAGCUUGUCAUCUCCACCAUUUCGUUCCUCCGGCCCCUUGCUAGGACUCCAGGUGAAAAAGACCUCAUCCUCAUAGCACAUCAUGGCUCAACCUAUCCACAGCUCGAUGACCGACCCGCAUAGCUGGCUGCUACAGGUCACCAUCGGGCAAAACUACGACAGCUCAACCCACGAAGUCGUCACCGUCAACCGCGAUGAACCAUAUCAUGUGUCGACCGACGACCUCGAAGCCGAUGUUUAUGUCCGAAUACGUGACUUCAGAGGACUCCCCGAAGAUUCACCAAAAUCUUCCUCCUACUUCUCUCAUCCCAAUCACAAGAACGAUCGCUAUUCAAUAUCGUUGUCGUUUCGUCCCAAAUGGCCGAUAAACGGAAGCGAUCUUGUCUGGGGUAAUGAUUUCGACCACCCUGUCCGUGAUAUGCUCCCCCCAGGAUUCAGCUACGCUUUUAAAUUUGUUAAAUGGUGGCUCGACCCGGGUUUAGAAGGCAAUCCAUAUGCCGACGAGCCCUGGCUUUAUGGGCCGAUUCUAUCGAGCAUGAACGCAAUCUGGGUGGGGGAUAAAGUGGGUGAAUCAAGAGAAAAGGAUCAGACGGAAACACAGGAUCAGCAUCAUGCGAAUGGGCAUGGAAGUCCUAGCGUUCGGAAUUCGGCCGAUGGAGCGGAAAAUCAACAAAAUUCCGCGAACAGCCUCGACGCAGAUCUAAACAUUGAGGAAACAUUCGAUGGCUUCGUCCCCAUCGAAGGCGCUAGCCAGUCAGGUCGGAGCAUCCGAGAGGACCACAGUAUUCCCUCCGAUCCCUCUGCCCGACGGAAACACUUCCUCGACCCCGAACGUCGUUCCUCAUUUGUCUUCGAACCCGAUCGCGAAUACCGCUGCGAUUUCCACAACGAAUUCCUCGACUUCUCCGACUUCUCCCUCAAGCUGCCGGGAUUCUCGCUGAAUGUCAUCCGACAUCUUGGCAGGCACCUGAAGCGAGACCACACGCUGCGAUACGUGCUGAAGGACAAAGGACGGAACAAAGAGUUGCUCGUUGUGCUUUUCACCUUGAUCCCGGCCGAUGGGAGUGAAUUUGCUGAGUGGGUGGACGAUGUCGAGUCCACGUCAGUAAAAGGUUCGGAUGAGGAUAAAGAUGACAAAGACGAGGACAAAGACGAGGAUAGCGACCUGGUUGACGACGAUAUCCCUCAAAAAUACGCCAUAUUCUCGCAUACAUGGAUACGUGAUGAGGAGGUCACAUCCGAAGACUUUACAAAAGGGAUGGGAAAGCACAAAGAUGGGUAUAAGAAGAUCGAGUUCUGUGGAGAGCAGACCGUUCGCGAUGGCUUGGAGUACUUCUGGGUGGACACCUGCUGCAUCGACAAGUCAAACAACACCGAGCUAUCGAAGGCCAUCAACUCUAUAUUUCGGUGGUAUCGCAAUGCGACACGAUGCUAUGUCUAUCUGUCGGAUGUUUUGGGACCAGUCUCUGGCGCAAACAACUCGGAGUGGGAGAUGGAGGCGGAGAUGCACGAAGCUCUGCGUAAAGUGCGUCAGGAUCAGGAGAACCAUAACCCCCUUGACAAAGCAACGAACCCCUUUAAUAAAAUCUUCCUUGCCUAUGAGACCAUGUGGCGAGUGGUUUUGCACGGUUUUCUGGAGGUCAAGUUUCGCAAUGCCCCGGACCAACCCAUCUGGCUCCAAAGUUUGGAGAGCAUCUGCCAACAGGGUAUGACACCGUCGAGAAAGUGGCAAAAGCUCGGAUUGUGA